GUCGAGUGUAUAAAUAGAGCUUUGAACGAGUAAACACUGAAUUGCCAUUUCGUGUAAUGGUAGUUAGAGGAUAUUCGAAGAUGAAGGCUGUGUUGGUUCUAUUGGCCGCGUGCGUGGCGGCGGCGGCGGCGGGGCGCUCCCCCAACGCUGAUCUGGUGAUGGAAUACAUGGAGCUGAAGGGACACCAGCCUGGGGCCAGGUACUCCAACAACAUCAUCGCUGAUGCUUUGGCUGACGUGCCGGACCUGAUCGCCCGCUACAACUACCCGGUAGAGCAGCACUUCGUGACUACCUCCGACGGCUACAUCCUGCAGAUGCACCGCAUCCCGCACGGCCGAGACAGGAACAACCAACCAGGAGACCGCACCGCCGUGUACCUGCUGCACGGCAUGAUGCAGUCCUCCGCUGAUUGGGUGCUCAUGGGGCCUGGGGAAGGACUGGCCUACACCCUCGCCGAGGAAGGCUACGACGUGUGGAUCGGCAACACGCGCGGGAACUACUACUCCAGAAACCACACGACCCUGGACCCUGACGACAAGAACUCCCUGAGGUUCUGGCAGUUCAGCUGGGACGAGAUGGGCUCCAUCGACCUGCCCGCUUCCAUCGACUACAUCCUCAACCUCAAGGGACAUUCUAAGCUGCACUACGUUGGAUUCUCUCAAGGAAGCACUGUCUUUACCGUGAUGGGUUCCAUCAGGCCUGAGUACAACGCCAAGAUCAUUUCGUACCAGGGGGUCGCUCCUGCUGUGCUGUCUGAGAACAAUGAGGAGAACCCCAUCAACUGGGUCGCUAAUUAUGAAGGCAUCUUGAUGAUCCUGGCCAACCGCUACGGCAUCGGCGAGCUCGGCGCCCGCAGCCCCCUCUUCACCUGGCUCGGCCUGGCGCUAUGCAGCGAGGAGUCCCCAGUGCACCCGCUGUGUCUGUCGGUGGCCACCAUGGAGGAGACUGUUGCUAGGCUGAACGCGACCAUGAUCCCCGUGUUCAUCGGGCACGGCCCGGCCGGCGUCUCCGUGCGUCAGAUGGGCCACUACGCGCAGUGCAUCGCCAAGGGGUUCCGUCGCUACGACUACGGACUCAUCGGGAACCUCGCCACGUACGGGACCCGCCAGCCUCCCUUCUACAACCUGAAGUUCAUCACCGCCCCUACUUACCUUCACUACUCGCUCAAUGACCAACGAGUGAACUAUCUGGAUGUAUACCUGCUUGGAGAGCGGAUCAGCUCGCCAGUGAAGUACUACCAGGUGGCUGAUGAGAAGUGGUCUCACCUGGACUUUGCUUGGGGCAGCAACCAGGUGGAGAUGUAUCAGAAGAAUGUGAUCAGUGCCAUGAGAGAGGCUGAGGCGCUGUGAGGAAGUGAGGGGAUAUCGACGGAGGGUUGAAGUGGUUGUAAAUAGUGAUUUGUAAUAUAAUGUGAUAUACCUAAGUUACGAAUUACA
Plutella xylostella (diamondback moth) is the source of this 1436-nucleotide messenger RNA. RefSeq lists its product as uncharacterized. Gene Ontology annotation, biological process: lipid metabolic process. The record is from RefSeq and is a predicted model, not a curated record. NCBI's taxonomy places the organism in Eukaryota, Metazoa, Arthropoda, Insecta, Lepidoptera, Plutellidae.